Molecule: messenger RNA, 471 nt
Organism: Nannizzia gypsea CBS 118893
Lineage: Eukaryota; Fungi; Ascomycota; Eurotiomycetes; Onygenales; Arthrodermataceae
Exons: 2
Coding region: 1-471 (156 amino acids)
Biological process (GO): RNA processing
Molecular function (GO): ribonuclease III activity
Source: RefSeq, a predicted model, not a curated record
AUGUCUGACGAUGACCUUAAAAAAAUGUUAAACCUACACAUGUGGCGGGCAAAGGCUAUGGAAGAUCUCCUUGGGUAUCACUUUAAGAACAGAGUGCUAGCAUUACAUGCCUUGAAUCUUCCCGGACGUUUUACCUCGAUUCCAUGCCACACUGGCCUCGCUCAGCUUGGAAAAGCUGCUAUGGAGCUUCUCGUAAUCACAGACGGCUAUUAUAGGGGUCUAGAACAAGACAAAAUAUCUACUAUCAUGACCCUUCUCUUAGAUAGCAGCAAACUCGCAGAUAUUGCGGCGAAGAAGGGAGUUGGACGAUGCAUGAUUGGCAAUCGGUCAGGCGACAAUCUAUUGCCUCUUUACAUGGCUAGGACUAUCCAAGCAUUGUUCGGUGCCAUCCUUGUCGAUAGCAAUGGAGACACGAGUAAGCUAUCAGAUGCGAUGAGGGCUCUGAAGCUGCUUCCACCAAGAGUUAACUAG